Portunus trituberculatus (swimming crab) is the source of this 3130-nucleotide messenger RNA. RefSeq names its product facilitated trehalose transporter Tret1-like. Gene Ontology annotation, biological process: carbohydrate transport; transmembrane transport. Gene Ontology annotation, molecular function: sugar transmembrane transporter activity. The record is from RefSeq and is a predicted model, not a curated record. The transcript has 6 exons. Gene Ontology annotation, cellular component: membrane. Bases 1 to 1995 code for a protein of 664 amino acids. NCBI's taxonomy places the organism in Eukaryota, Metazoa, Arthropoda, Malacostraca, Decapoda, Portunidae.
AUGGAUCACGACAGAGGCAGCACGCAGCAUGUCGCCUUCCACAUGGAGGACAUAGCCAACGUUAUCAAAGAAGAGGAAGAGGAAGAGGUAGAAAAGGAAGUGGAGGAAAAGGAUAUUGAAGAUGACGACCAGAGGACACCCUUUACGGCUAAUGGUCGGCCAGGGCCUAAGGAAACAGGCGAUGAGCGAGAUCAGCUGCCUUUCCUCAAGGCCCGCCAAGCGCGCUACUCUGUCAUCUCUGCUCCGGGUUUCACUUUGUCCUCACGGCCUUCCUUCGGCGGCAUGUCUUCGAGGCCUUCCUUAGGUGGGCUUUCCUCUAGGCAGUCGUUCCAAGGGCUGUCGUCUCGUCCGUCCAUGGCGUCGCUUCGGUCCAGUAUUUCGAGGGUCCACAGCGAACUCUAUCCUGAGCGAGGGUCCUUCGUGGCCUUCAGGUUGGGCCACUCCCUUGCCGACAUCGCGCCGCUGGCCCGCAAGAUGUACAUCAUCACACAGGUGCUAGCGGCGCUAUCUGUAUCCAUGGGGUCAAUGGCUGUCGGCUUCACGGCUGCCUACACCUCCCCGGCCCUCGCCUCCCUGGACGCCGCCGCCAACGCUACAUUGGAUGCCCUCAACAUCACUCUCGACGGUACCAAUGCCACCGACAACGCCACCCUUGAAGCGCUCAGUUCCACCCUGACGGUCAAUGAGGAGCAGAAGUCAUGGAUCGGUUCCCUGAUGCCGCUCAGCGCUCUGAUCGGCAGUAUAUUAGGCGGCUACCUCGUCGACGCCCUCGGCAGGAAGAUGGUGAUUCUUUUAUGUGGGCCUCCCUUCAUUGUAGCGUAUAUCUUGAUCGGGUCUUCCAUCAACGUGAUGAUGAUCUACGUGGGACGCGUGUUGGGCGGCCUGUGCGUGGGUCUGCUCACCCUCACCUUGCCUGUCUACCUCAGCGAGACUGUACAGCCGGAGAUUCGUGGCAUUCUGGGCCUUCUACCGACCACCUUCGGGAAUGCCGGCAUCCUAGUGUGCUUCUUAGUGGGGUCACACGUCAGUUGGUGGGUGCUGGCCUACGUCGGCGCCAUCGUGCCGCUCGUCUUCACCACCAUGAUGUGUUUCGUGCCGGAAACACCGCGAUGGUACAUCUCCAAGGAUCGCGUGGAGGACGCUCGCAGCGCCCUGCAGUGGCUGCGAGGUUCCUUCAAUGAUGUGGAGUUUGAAUUGGAGGCAAUCCAAAUCAACUAUGAGAUGUCGAGCCAGACGAGCUCUUCCUUGAUGGAUGUGUUCACUCGACGACACAUUCGCCCAUUCCUACUGUCCAUGGGCCUCAUGCUGAUUCAGCAGCUUUCAGGUAUCAACGCAGUCAUCUUUUAUACUGUGGAUAUCUUCGAGAUGUCUGGCUCCGCCAUCAGUGGCCAUCUGUCUACCAUCAUCGUGGGCGUCGUCAACCUGCUUGCCACCUUCGUGGCUAACGCCGUGAUCGACAAGGUGGGCCGCAAGGUGCUUGUGUAUAUCUCCAGUGGCCUCAUGGUGGUCUCCCUGCUGGCCCUUGGCUCCUUCUUCCAUGUGCGGGAGAAUGCUGAGAGUCUCCCAGCUGACCAUGUGGACGCCGAGUGGUGGGCGGCGACGAUCGAAAGCAUUUCGUGGCUGCCGCUGGUGAGCUUCAUGAUCUACGUGGUCGCCUUCUCUCUGGGAUGGGGACCCAUUCCCUGGCUCUUUAUGGGAGAGGCCUUGCCGGCCAAGGUCAGGGGCCCCGCUGCCUCCAUGGUCACGGCGCUGAAUUGGACAUGUACCUUUGUCAUCACCAAGACGUUCCCAGGCAUGGUGCAGCAAUUGGGGCCUUCCAUCGUAUUCUUCAUGUUCUCGGGCAUCAUGGUCUUGGGUUCAUUCUACGCAGUGUUCCUGGUGCCGGAGACAAAGGGCAAGAUGCUGGAGGAGAUCGAGGAAGAGUUGUCAGGGAGGAAAAAGCACGGCAAUAGGAGCAGGAAGAUAAGCACAGUUUCUGGCCUCAACAUGAAAUAAUGAAGAUGACCGCUACGAGUUUUCUACUCACGCCAGGUCCCCUACCACCCUCCCCGCCGUCCCCCGCCGCGACGGUAAUUUACCCGACUGGCAUAGGCAGUGAUGUUGCAGCAGACCAACACGAAGCCUGAUGAACGGUUGAUGGGGAGACCCUGAACUCUGCCAGCGGCGUGGGACACAUUCCUGUCGGCGGGCGGAGUGGAGGACAAGGAAGGAAUGGACUAAGGUCACUAGUUCAUUCUUGUGACUUUGGAAUAGACAGGCAUGUGGAUCUGUGGCUUGGAGCGCCUGUGAUGAUGAACAUGAGAAGUGAGGACACAGAGCCGUGAGAGCUGUACAAGACGAGGAGAGCCGUUGAGUGACGCUUGAUGACAACCGUGUGGAAAGGCAUUGAAUUAUCGGUGUGUGAUGUUGCAGCGUAUAUAUUGUUGAAUACUUUUGUACUAUAAUUUUAAUUUACUAACUUGGCUUUGUUUUUGUGUCAGUCAUGUUCACGUCCCGCUUAGGAGUGCCUUAAUUGUCAGUAUCAGAAGACCACCAUCCUGGGAAAAUUAGACACGCUUUGAGUGUGUAUUAUUUACUAUACCAUCUAGUAAGACACCAAGAAUUCGAAAUGUGUACAUGUACGUGUGUGUUCAUUCUUAGAAACUGACUUGCACUGGUGUGUGAGGUGCAGUGACAGCACCUUCAUACCGAGAGGAAACGCCACGAGAGACGUCGAGUGAAGAUAAGAAAUAAAAACACGAAGAAAUUAUGCAGUACUAAAUCACCAUUGUUUGGUGUCUGUAUUAAUUGUAUAGAUUGUAAAGCAACAAUUGACGGUGAUGAUAAACUUGGCAUAUUUUUUUCUUUAUUCUAUCUAUCUUCCUCAUUUACUGCUGCCAUCUCUCUCUCUCUCUCUCUCUCUCUCUCUCUCUCUCUCUCUCUCUCUCUCUCUCUCUCUCUCUCUCUCUCUCUCUCUCUCUCUCUCUCUCUCUCUCUCUCUCUCUCUCUUCUCCUCUUCCUCCUCCCACUUCAGUUGCAGAUCUCUGGGUUGCCCCACCGGCGGAUGCUGAUCAUAUAAGCUGAUAAACAUGUCAAUACUUGUGAAAACACCAGUUCUUAUGCAUAUUCUUAUUAAAACUAUGACAGCGUA